AUCUGUAAGAGAUAAGAUACAUCAACAAAUAUUUUCCAAUAAUGUGUCACAAAAAACUACAAAUAAGUGUACAAUAAUAUAUUAAUAUGAAUAAUGGGUACAGUAAAAAAUGUACCAAAUAAAAAAGUUUUGUUAACAUAUGAACUUAAUUCCAAGCAAGAUGCUUUAGUAAAUUAUUUAGUACCUUCAGUUUGUGCAUGUAUUCUUUAUAUGUUUUUAAUAGCAGCGGAUAUUGCGGUAAUUUUUAGUCAUUAUAAAAAUGGAGAUCCUAUUUGGGCUUCUCUAACUUUAUUUAUUUUAUAUAUACCAGUAUUGGCAAGUUUCAUUAUAAUUAUUUCUAAUUGGGAGUUGUGGCCUGAAUUUGAGUCUUGCUCAAAAGUGAAUUUAAUAUGGUUUUGGACGAAAGUGUUGGAACAUUUACUUUUUCCAGUUUGGAGUAUGUGGAGAUUUGCAGAAAGAAUAUUUUGGUCUAUAGAAGCCGUAAGAGCUGCGGAUGAGAGAUCAACUAAAGAUGCUGUAUCUGUCAUUACAUCUCCUCGGUCUAUAGAGUUGUACAUAUUCUUACAAUCUUAUUUACAUGCUUUACCACAAGUUUUAUUACAACUCUAUAUUCUUAUACGACAUAACAAUGAUCUAAAUCGCCAAACAGAAAAAGCCCAAAUACUUAGUCUUGUACUGAAUUUAGUAAAAGUUUCCGUAACAACUACUUAUUAUCAACGAUUUAAAUCCCAAAAAUUAACAGGGAAACAAUAUCCAUGGUACAAACAACACGUGGCUAAUGUUCAAGCUUCCAAUGUGGUACUGAGAAGACAUUUUGUUCCCCAAAGCAGAAAUGAAGAAGAGAGGCUAACGAACAGUCAACUGGUUAAUGAACAUGAUUCAGAUCCUCCAAGAUAUUCUAGAUUAAGUAGGAGAAGAAGUAGUGAUUUUUAUUUAGAACCAACAACCUCUGGACUAUAUCACAGACAUACACUUUUAGAAACCGACUUUGAUGAGAAUGUACAAACAAAAAUUAAAAUUUUAGAUGAAGGACUAGACGAAGUAGAUGGACCACCACAAUAUACAUCUGGGUCAUACGCAGUGCCAAUAAUUGAUGAUUCGAACAGAAUUGUAUCUAGCCAAAGCCUUGUCUCUGAUUAUACAGAACCAGACUUCAACAUUUCUAGAGUUAUAAACGUAAAAGGUUUAGAGGAUGAUGAUCUUGCCGGAAAGUUGAUAGCUAUUGUUUGGUGGUUCACAUUUUUAUUAGCCAGAGUUUUGACGAUAUCUAUUUUCGCAUACUUUUAUAUGAAAGAAACUAUCUACGUAUUAACCAUCCAUUUUAUAUUGAUUGUAGUUAUUCUCGUUUAUGAUGUCAAAUCAGACGCAGUUAAAAGAUCUAAAUCCGUAUUUUUUCUAUUUAUAGGUCUUGUAUAUAUUUUUUGUAUAAUUGAAUUCAAGAUUAAGUUUAAAAAAGCUACGUUAAUUUUCUAUGGAUUCUUCGUAGUGGUUUUUAUAGAAAAUAUUAUAAUGUGUUUGUUAUGGUACUUGUUAAGAGUUGAUUCUAUCGAGAAUGAUUUUUGGUUCAGAUACGUUUUUUAUGUUAUCAUUUCUUGUCUUAUCUUAAGUUUUUCGACGAUGGUAUUUUAUUUUAUUCUAAAUAAACCUCAGAAAGUUACAAUAGAAACAAUUGUGAAAAAAUAGUACAGCUCUCUUAUUUUUUGUUCCAUAAAAUGAAUUAUAUAUCAUUUUUGGAAACGUUCAUAUUGCCAGACUUACAAUCAAUUAUACGGGAACCUCGAACUAAAAAAGUAACUUUUAUAUUAUUCUGAAAUUUGUAUAUUUUAUUUAUAUUAAUAUUCUUUCUCAUUUGUAGUUCAUAGUACAUAGUACAUAGUAGAGUACAUAGUUCGUUUAAACAUCAAUUUAUAGUUUAUCUAUACCUAUAAACUUCUACUUACAAUACUAUUUUGAAUUUAUUUAUUUAUCUAUACCAUUUACCUUUUUACAUUAUUUAGUUUUCAAUUGCUUCUUAAUGAUCUGUACCACAACAAUUGUGGUCCUCUUCGAUCGCCUUCUUGUUACUUAACAGUUUAUGCUCUAUUUUUUUUUUCAUCGUUUUUUUUUAACAAUUUUGUUACUUCAACGUCAUAUCGUCCAGUAACGGUCCUUUAAUUAUCAAUUUAACUUUUGUAAGCAACAUCGUAUGAUAGAGCAAUCCAUAGAGUGGUAGAAAUCAUUAACAAAGGCUUUAAAAAAAAAUUUUUUUGUCUCAGCAGCGUUUCAAAAUAGCAGCUUAGCUUUUGAUAAGGUUUCACACAGAGUUGUUAUAUAAAAUCAAAAAUAAACUUCCACGUAACUUUUACCUAUUAUUAUUAUAUUUGGAGGAUGAACAUUUUUGUGUGAAAUGUCAACAUACAAGAUAACCGUAGGGUACCAUAAGAAAGUAUUCUGUACUCUAUCUAAUUUAUACUUCUGAUCCGCCAAUCACCAUGAAAACAGAAAUAGCAAUAUGAUUGCUGAUGACACAUGUAAGACAUUCAAAUCCUCAAACCGCAACGAACAAUAAUUUACAAGUGAGUUUAAAUAAAAUUCAAAUCUGGAUAAACAAGUCUAACAUGAAUAAGUCAAAUUAGGGAACAUUUACUUUACACGAAGACAUACCCACCAGUGACACUUAACAACAUUUAGUUAAAACAAGAAAAUGAGACAAAACACCUGGGUAUGUACCUAGAUAGGGGAUUAACAUGGUCAAAGCAGAUCUUAACAAAAAACUGGGUAUUAAAUUCAGAGAAAUGUACUGGUUCAUUGGCAGAAAAUCAUGAUUAAACAUUGAAAAUAAGCUGCUCCUCAUAAGAUAAUUAUUUGGGUUUCAUCCCAAGAAACAAAAAAGCAGACCAACGUGUCAAAGAAACAGCAUUUAACAAUGAAGCAACAAUAGCUAAACACCCUAAAACUUCUAAUUUAUUUACCAUCUAGUUUUCUUUUUACUAUCCCGAUGUGUUCACUAUGACAUAAAAUUCGGCUGUAAGAGACUCGUUUCAUGUAUUUUUUUCAUUUUCCAGAAUUUUAGAUAAACAAACAAAAAGGCCUUCUUAAAAAGUGUCCCUAUAAAAAAUCACAAAAACAAAUAAUUAGUCACUCAAAGAAAUACAAAAAAAGUAACCGGUGCUUCCGCCUAGCUUUAGAUUCGAUUAAAAUAUUACAGAAGAGCUGGCGUCACGGUCUAUGUCAAUUAGUAACAACAUUAAUCUCUAAGAUUAGGUGUUAUCAAUGUAAAAUUGUGAGGUGGGAAUAAAAUUGAAAAA
This is a messenger RNA of Diorhabda carinulata, 3287 nucleotides long. RefSeq lists its product as uncharacterized. The transcript is spliced from 5 exons. Bases 94 to 1683 code for a protein of 529 amino acids. Gene Ontology annotation, biological process: engulfment of apoptotic cell; apoptotic process involved in development; phosphatidylserine exposure on apoptotic cell surface. The record is from RefSeq and is a predicted model, not a curated record. Gene Ontology annotation, cellular component: plasma membrane. Lineage: Eukaryota; Metazoa; Arthropoda; Insecta; Coleoptera; Chrysomelidae.